CUCAAAUCGCCUCUUUUCUUUGCUUCCCCUUACACUCCGUUAUACACAACAUUGAAUCAUUCGAAAUGGCAACACCCCUUUUCUCGCAGCAGACGAACCCGAACCGACUUGGGUUUGCAGACAGCAUACCUGGGGCGCUGAUCUCGUUCAAGGCGGGGCGGCUGUUCCGCGACGGUGAGACCAACUGGGUGCGGCCGGACGUGCGCAAGGGCGUAUGCUUCCUGAAGAAGGAGGACGACGGGCUGAUGCGGUUCUGCUGGAAGGAUCGGCAGACGAACGAGGUGGAGGAGGAGCUGAUCGUGUUUUCCGGCGACACAUCAUUCGAGCAGGUCACGCAGGCAGCGUCGGAGCGUGUCUACGUGCUCAAGUUCAAGAGCUCGUCGCAGCGGCUGUUCUUCUGGAUGCAGGAUCCGAACUCCGAUACGGAUGCGGUGCUAGCGCACAACCUCAACGUAUUUCUGAGCAUGGACGAGGACAUGGAUGAUGCGGAGCCGAUGGACUCGGACUCGGACGUGCGCAUGCUGCUGGGCCACCCGGUGGGCAGCACAGAGCUGCACCGGCAGCCGCAGAUGGUGCGGCGCAACUCGCGCGAGGCCGAGGUGUUAAGCCAUCACCGCGAGCAGUCGGCACUGGCGAGCGAGCACGCCGAGCCGCACACGGGUGCGCUGCCGACGGCACAGGUGGGUGGGGUGCCAGGGGGCAAUCUGCGGAGGGCAUCACGUGACGGUGACAUCACCUCCGUUGGUGGCGUCGGCCCUAACGAGCUCAGCGACCUGCGCCAGCUGCUGUCGGGGAUCCGCGUGCCGGAGAGUUACGCGACUGGCGCCUCAAGCCUGCGCCUGGGUGACGUGCUGACGCCACAGAACCUGGCCGCGGUGCUAGGCGACGAGCGCCUGCGCCGUGCGCUGUUCCCGCAGCUGCCCGACAACAUCCCGCAUACCGCGGAGUCGCUAGACCAGGUAAUCCGGAGCCCGCAGUUCCAGCAGGCGCUGAGCUCGCUGACCUAUGCGCUUGAGUCGGGUCAGAUUGCUCCGCUGGUGCAUCAGCUCGGCCUGGGUCCCGAGGCGAGUACCAGUGUCGAAGCCUUUUUGCAAGCCAUCCAACGCCAGGCUGACGAGGAGGACGAGGGCGAAGAUGAGGACCUGUAGGCUUAGGAAGGACCUUCAAAUAUAUGCACUCUGCAUGCACAUAUAUACCGUGCAUGUACAGCAUUAGGCGUGCUUGACUCUCCGGCUACUUUUUCUUUUGCUUAUGCACCAGCGGAGAAUGCGGCGGAUGGCAAACAACAACCCGGUGUCCGUAUAAGGCUUAAUUAAAAUUUCUUUGAGCG
Linderina pennispora is the source of this 1330-nucleotide messenger RNA. Its product is annotated as adhesion regulating molecule. The transcript has a single exon. Gene Ontology annotation, molecular function: proteasome binding; ubiquitin binding; endopeptidase activator activity. Lineage: Eukaryota; Fungi; Kickxellomycota; Kickxellomycetes; Kickxellales; Kickxellaceae. The coding region runs from base 66 to 1148 and encodes 360 amino acids. Gene Ontology annotation, biological process: ubiquitin-dependent protein catabolic process. Gene Ontology annotation, cellular component: nucleus; proteasome regulatory particle, lid subcomplex; cytoplasm. The record is from RefSeq and is a predicted model, not a curated record.